AAGUAUUCCAAAGAAAAAAAAAAAGGAGCAGGAGAGGAGAGAGCUGUAUAGAGUGAGCAUUGCUGGGAUGUUUUAGCUGGAGCAGCCUCUGUGUGUAAUAUGUCUGCCUGGCAAGCAAAUCCUACAGCAAAGAGUUAAAAUAGUAUGGUCAUUCCUUGUUCCUUUCAAUUCGUGGGCCAGCCCAAUUUAGCUGAUCGCUGGUUAGCAUAGAGGAAACAAAGUUGCAACUUCCAAGCGUCACGGAGUGCGAUUGCCAAAUAGUCCCGUGAGAUGCCUGCAGCGUCCCUAGUGCCUGCAUCUGCGCUCUUCUAAACCGGAGCUGUUGCAGACCUGUGACAAGGGACUAUGGGAAACGGUAUGUGUUCUAGGAGACAGAAGAGGAUUUUCCAGGCUCUCGCCUGCCUGGCCGUGGCCAUAGGAUUCAUAUACGGAGCGGUGCUGAACUAUCAUCUGCAGAAUGAACUCAAAAAGGCAGAGGCUGUGUCACUCAAGUACCAGCAGCAUCACGAGUCCAUCUCGGCGCAGCUGCAAGUGGUGUAUGAGCACAGGUCACGACUAGAAAAAUCAUUACAGAAGGAAAGACUGGAACACAAGAAAGCUAAAGAAGAUUUCCUUGUUUAUAAGUUAGAAGCACAAGAAACCUUAAAUAAAGGAAGGCAAGAUUCCAAUAACAGAUAUAGUGCUCUGACGGUACAGCAUGAAAUGUUAAAGAGUCAACAUGAAGAGUUGCGGAAACAGCACAGUGAGCUGCAAGCAGAACAUCAGAAACUGGGGGAAGACCUCACAAAGACAUACAGUAGUCACAAGGAGAAGUACUUGCUUCUGCAGCAAGAAAAGGAACAGGAGCACUCCAAGCUAAAAGAAAGUAUCUACAAUCUACGAGAGGAGAAUAAACAGCUUAGGAAGGCCCAUCAGGAUGUUCAUAUCCAGCUUCAAGAUGUCAAGCAACAGCAUAAGAACUUGCUCUCUGAACACGAACAAGUUGCAUUGAAUUUGGAAAACCACAAGAGUGCGCUAGCUGCCGCACAGGGCCAGGUAGAAGAGUUUAUGCAGUUAAAAAAAACUCUCAAUAAAAUGUCAAGCCUACGCCAACCAGAAAAGGCCACUGUACCAACAGAACAAAAUAAUUCACCAACUAUUGUACCCACUCAGGAACAUGCCACAGAACAAGAGCCUACGACAAAUGUUCGACAAGUAGUGGAUCAUGAUAUCAUCAUCAGGUCAAGCACUGCUGCCAAUGAUGAGGCGGUACAGCUGAACAAAGUGAAAACAAAUCUUGACAAGCCAAAUGAAGACACUAGGCCAUUGCAAGAGACAGAGACACCCACUGAGCAUCCAGUUGAAGUAGAAGAUGAACACAAAAAGGAACUGGAGGAAGAAGAAAUGGAACAGGCUGGAAAGCCAGAACGUUUGAUUGAAGAACAAGAUCAAGUACAAGAGGAACAGGAGCUAAACAAGCCAGAAGAAGAGGACCAUGCAUUUGAAGGAAAUGACGAGGAGCAAAAUGAAGAGGACACCAACAAUAUACAAGGAAAUAAACAUAUUGAGAGGGAUUCAACACCCAAGCCUCAGAGCAAGUACAGAUCUGCCUAUGAGGAGCAGCUGGAACAACAGCAACUAGCAGCAAGGCAAAUGGAUGUAGCUAGGCGCCUCAAAGAGCAACAGGAUCUACUGCACCAGCAGAGGCUCAAAGAGCAUUUUCUCCACCAGCAGCAGCUGCAUGAGAAGGACCUUGAACUGCAGAGGCAAAAUAAAUAUAAAGAGGAGCAGCUUGCUGAGAAGCUAAGGAAGCAGGCAGAGUAUGAGAAUGCUGACCAUGAUAUUGUACAAGGAGAAGAAGAACAACCUAUUCAGCAGGAGGAAGCAGCUUAUGAAAGAGAUAAUCACCAAGAUGAGGCAGAAGACUUAGACGCUGCUAACAAUGCAAAUGAGGAGCAAGCCAUGGAUCAAGAAGCUGAAAGCAGAGAGGGGCAAGAGAAAGCUGUUGCAGAAGAUGUGAAUCCAGCGGACGAUCCAAAUAACCAAGGGGAAGAUGAAUUUGAAGAAGCAGAACAAGAACGAGAGGAGAACCUGGCCGACGAGAAUGAGGGGAUGAGGCAGCAGCAAGACCAUGCUGAGGUCCAGGAACAUUUAGCGAUGGCUGUAAACCCUGAUCAGCAAGAGGACAAUAUUGACCAACAGUACCAAGAAGAAGAGGAGGAGGUCCAAGAAGAAUUAACAGAAGAAAGAAAAAGGGAACAAAAUGCUGAAGAGAUGUAUGGGGAAAAUGAGGAAAAUGAAAGACAGAUGGGUGCAGAGAGAGAAACUGAUUUACAACAUGAAGACAACAAAGAAAGAAAUGAAGAUAACUAUGAGGAGGAAGAGGAGGAAGAAGAUGGGGUAGCUGGGGUGAAAAAUAAGCGAAGAGCUGAAAUGUAAUGACUAGAAACAGAUGAGAUGCAAAUACCAAGUUGGCCUUUAUCUUUUUUCCUUUUGUACUUUUAUAUUAGAAUAUAUUGGAUCUUUAUAUAUAAAGACUGUAUUUUUAUUAAAUAACGCUUAUUUUAAUAAUUUAGGCUUUUUUUUAAAAAAAAAAGUUCUGCAUCUUAAACCCAUAAGUUAUCCAAGCAGAUGUUUCAAAACCUAAAGAUUGCCUUGUGUUGCAUUAGAUGCAUCAAAUGCCUUGUUUUAUGAAGCAGAACUUUGGCUAUUAGAUUGAAUAUACAUUAUAUAAAUGUUCCUAUAUGUGUGUGUGGAAUUUGCCUUUUAUCAGAAUGGAAAGUAUGUAAGAUAAUGUAGCUAUGCCUCACUAGCUCAAGUUUAUAAAAGGUCAUGAGAUCCAAGAAUAUGCAACUUGUGACCAUCCAUCUGUUGUUAGUCUCCAUGUGCUGCGAGGGAGUGCUUGUGUAUGCAGUUCAACAGCAGCUUCAGGGUCUGUUAUUGAGCAUCCCGGUUCAAGAGCAGCCUUUCUAAAUUGCUCCCUGAGUUAUGAAAUAUAAAGCCGGCUUUCAGAAAGUGCUCUUGUAUUAUUAGACACUACAAAAUUGUCUCGAGCAAUAAUGUGAAAAGUUUGAGCAUACCAGCGACUAGGACCUGUCAUUUAAAUCUUUCAUAUUGAAUUACAAAAUAAAGUCUAUUCCUGUGCCUUAUGUACAAACAACAAUAUAUAACUAUAUGUUUCCAAUUGCAGACAGAGGAAGCAAUAAAGAAACAGGGGGUGCAUUAUUAUAAUACAUAUGUUUCAGGGAGCCAUGUGACAGAAAUGUUAUCAGCACCUGCAGAAUUUCUAGCUUUUACUUUUGGGAACACACAAUUUUGAGGGGUGCAGUGGCAAACCAUAGUUUAACACUUGAAAAGUAUGAUCUGUUGUGCAGAAGAUAAAUGUAUCCUUUAAUUAAAUGUUCUGUUUACAGCUAUUUGAAGUGAUCUAUUGCAGUUUGAUGAGUUUUGUAUAAAAACACCCAGCCUGUGGCCUUUUGUACUUCAGGUAUGCUUACCAGUAAUAGUUUGAGGUAUCUCAACCAGUGUAAUCAUUUCAAACACGAUUGUUGUGCCAACUGGUUUGCCUCCUGACAUCAACACUUAUAAUGGCAACCUGUCAUGACGUGGUAUUUCUCCACUACAGGAGAAGACUCCUUGGUCUUUCAAGGCCCCCACCUUAUCCUCCAUUUAUAUAUAGUAGAUGUAUUUAUUAAUUGACUGUAAUCCGCUAGGUAAAUGUAAAAGACAUAACAACAUAGUUCUUCUUUGAGUAAUUUCUGAGUACCAUGUUAUAAGCAGUAACCCUGUAAUCAAAUCAUGGUACAAUUAUUUUGUUUACAUUGGCAUUUAGUGUAUCAUUUUAAUCUGUAAGAAACGUGCCAUAGCAUGGGAAAAAGUCCACCCAUUUGUUGUGCAGCUGAAUUCACUGAAUGAUUAAGAGAAACUUCAUUUAAUAAGAGGAUAAUGCUUUACACUUCAGCAGAGCUUAAAACAACAAUCAUCUCUGGCCAUUAUUAUGAUGUGUUCAACUCCAAUAGAUAUUUGAUUUCAUAUCACAAAGUAUGUGAAGAUUUGUACAAAUCAGUUUGUUAAUCUAGCCCUCGAUAACCCAGAUGAGGUUUUACUAGACAAUUGGGAUUAUUGGUGUUCUUCCUGCUAUGAUCAUGUUUUUGUUAUUUGUUUAGUUAAAUAGGAAUGUUGAAGAUACUCCGUGGUUGGUCCUUGCAUGGUAGAUACUCAGAUUACCAGUAAACAACCCUUUCCUGACUGUUUAGGCUUAAAGUCAAGAGUUUGUUAUGCAAGGAUCAAAUAUUUCCCCAUUGAUUUCUUCUUCUGCUAACUCUGGUGAAAAUAAGAUAUUAGAAUGCACAGUUGAAUGUAGUCUGCACUGAAUAGCCAUCUUAACAUUAUGUGCAAGUGCCUAUCUGCUUUAGAAGGACCCAAGACUUUGGUGUUGCUCAGUGCUAGACAAAUAAUGUGGCUUGAUGGCUUAAAACACUUUAGCUGCUGUAAGGGCACAAUGGGAUACUAAAGGCAGAGUACAAAUACAAACCUAGGUUGCAGUCUUAAUUUGAAAACAGGGUAAACCAGCAUUGUUUAGAAUGGCGUAGUGCCAUAGCAAUGUGUUCAGAACAAAGCAUUCUCUACAAAUGGAAGACCCUUCUAGAUACACUAAGAGAUCUUUGUACUACAUGUUUGUGUAUUCUCAGAAAAAAAAUUAUUGAUAAGUCAUACAAGCCUUUGAGGACCAGGCAAAAGGCUGCACAAAUUGCUUUUUCUGCUCCUCUGGAAAGUCUGUGGAUGAAACCAUAAUACAACCUAGUUAUUAAUUUAUGAUUGAAUUAUUUGUGGUUUAUGUGCUUGCUUUAGCAAGGUGGGUUUGUGGAUUUGUUUACUGAAGUCAUUUUGAGCAAACUGCUCAUAGAAUAGAAUAAAUCUCACCUCCAUAAAUAUUUCAAGUGCUUUUCAUCCUACCACACAUACUCGCGUCUGUCGUUGCUUUUAGCUAUAGGUUGUAUGUACUGUUGCCUUUUAUUUUUUAGGGAAUGCAUAUAUCAUAGAUACUAAAAGGAAAAGUGCUGUUUUUUUCUGUAAUGAUACACUAUGCAAUCUAUUUUCAUACUAUUCCUUAACAGAGUUUAUAUGGAGUAAUAAUGAAGAUUUAAUGAGAAUUAAUAUGUGACUAACUUGGGGGAAUACAGAAUUAGAAGGGGACGUUGAAAAGGCUGCAACACAACAGGUGCAGCAAUAAUGAACUGGAAUUCUGGCCAAUGUAUUCUAUGCUCAUAUUACACCUUCUGCUUUACUCAUAUCUAAGCUGGUAGGUUUUUAUUUGGUAUAAUGUAUUGCUUUCCAAAAAGGCAUCUACAGUUAUUUAAUGAACAAUUCAUAACUGGGAUGUUACAAAACCAAUCAGGAGAAAGAAGCAGAAAUACUUUUCGUGUUAUAAAACAGGGUCACACAAGUGUGAAUCUAAUCGCCUUUUGUAGUGCUACCUUUAUACAUAUCUGGCUCUGAAUUGCACCCCCCUUCCCCCAUGGAAUAUGAUGUAUAUGCUGUGGGUGACUGAGCAUCAGUACUAUCACAAUGUUUUAUUUGUAGAGCCUGAAAGUGCCAUGAUGCUUCUACAUUUUGGCCAUUAUACCAAAUGCACCAUGGACAAGCAAAUGGUCCAAAAUGAAAAGUAUGCAGGAAUCUGCAAUGCACAAAUGCUGCAGCCCCCAACUCAAUGGGCAGUGUCAGCUGGAGGCACAGUGUGUGACCAGACUAAAAAUUAUAUAGAUAAUUACAUUAAUUAUUAUUAUUCUGUAACUUACACUUUUACAUUUGUGACCAAGAGGCCUUAACUCUGGUUAGGGCUCUAGAGUAAAUGCCUAACCCAAAAUCAGGUCUUGACAAGGGUCAGACGUGGCCAACAAUACACUAGUUAUAGGGAUGCUGGCAUAAAAAUAAGUGCUUACUUAUGAAAACAAUGUGCAAUAUUUUGUUAUGUAGUUCUGUGCUUUUAAAUGUCUUAAUGCUUGUUGCUGCCUACUUCCCUUCUGUCCAACAAACAGAGUUGUCUUGAUCUAUGGCAGGAAUUCUAGAUAAGCUCUCAGGAGCAGAGAUGUUCUCAAGCGCCAGACCUCUUAUUUAUGGAUACAGUAGUCUAAAAGACACAAUAGGAUUUAUUACCCUUUUUGUGAAGGGUGGAACCACACAAUUCAAAGGGGUUGUUUAACUUUAAAUUAACUUUUAGUAUGAUGUAGAGAGUGAUAUUCUAAAACAAUUCUCAUUUGGUUUUCUUUUUCUCUCAUUUGUGUUUUUUUAAGUUAAUUUGCUUUUUAUUCGGGAAGCUCUCCAGUUUGCCGUUUCAGACAUCUGGUUGCUAGGUUGCAAAUUAACCUCGCAACCAUGCACUGAUUUGAAUAAGGGACUGCAAUAUGAAUAUGGGAGGGCCUGGCUGGAAAGAUGAAUAUUAAAAAAGCAGCAAUAACAAUAAUUUUUGUCUUAUGGAGCUUUGGUUUUUUAGAGGGGGGUCAGUGACCCCUGUUUGAAAGCUGGAAAGAGUCGGAAGAAGAAGGCAAAUAAUUCAGCAACUAUAAAAAAAGAAAAAAUGAAGGCCAAUUAAAGUUGCUUAGAAUUAACCAUUCUAUAACAUUGUACAAGUUACCUAAACAGUGAAGCCAGUGCUGGGCCAACGAGGGCAGGCGCCCAAUACCUGAGUGCGCAUGCGCGGAAAGACACAAAUGCGCAAAAAAAUACGAGUGCGCAUGCGCACUUGCGUUUUUCGCGCAUGCACACUAGUAUUUUUCGCGCAUGCGCAAACGCGCACACGCAUACGUCGGCCAGUGCAGGGACCGGACUGGGGGAUAGCAGAGGCAGAGAAGGUGCGUGCCUGGCGCCCCUCCAGCUUUGCGCCCUAGGCACGUGCCUACUCUGCCUACCCCUAAUUCCGGCCCUGAGUGAAGCACAUUAUAUAUAAAUCAUAUAAGACUUUUAAAGGCAAUUGUGUGAUUACAGUGUCCCUUUUUUAAAAUGAACAUGACAUAUAUUUGAAUGGGUCUAGUGGACCUACACCAAACGUUUAUCUUCUUUAUGCAGAGCUAUCCUAACAAGGGAAAGAAAGUGCAGGAAAAAAAAAUGAUUCCCUUGAUGAGAAAAGCUUGUUUCCAGGCACAACUUUCUCAUUAAUUGUUUUGCACGUGUCCUAAAGAGACAAAUUAGCUGCAUUUAUCAGGAGAUGCUUUACAGUACUGCAACACAAUGUGUUUGCCCUCGUCCCCAGGCUGCCAUUCCAUGUGAUUGAACUUCCCCUUUCCACUGCUUGUCGUAUCUAUGAAACAUUGAGCAGGGACCAAGUGUGAAAUGAAGGUCUUUUCAUUGGAAAUGUGUUUAAUGUCCAUUUUUAGGAUCCCCUUGCGUGCGACAGUUUUGUAUACCUGAAUGGAAUUUUAUACUAUAGGUACAAAUGGAGUGUCAUUUUUUUCAUGCUGACUUUAAAAAUUCUGAAUAUGAUUCAUAAUAUACUGUAAAUGUACUUUUAAGGUGCUGCUUGAAGACAAUAGGACAUUUCUGCCUGCUAUUGAUAGGCCGGACACUAGAAACGUUGCCAAUUUUAGGCUUACAGUGUAUCAUGGGAAAAAAUGACAACUAAAGCUGUGUAGUUUUUUUAAUGUAAAAUGUAUAAUAUGUACAUAGGUAUUUCUGAAUGCAAAAACUAUUUUGAUGUCUUAGUUUGUGUUUUUAAUGAGAAUUUCUCUAUUUAAUGAAGUCGAAAGAUGUUUUUAGGUUUUGGUUCCCCCAUCUGUAACGUGGGGUCAUUGGCAAUAAAUUUGGACAUAAAACUUUGAAA
Molecule: messenger RNA, 7795 nt
Organism: Xenopus laevis (African clawed frog)
Lineage: Eukaryota; Metazoa; Chordata; Amphibia; Anura; Pipidae
Gene: golim4.L
Product: golgi integral membrane protein 4 L homeolog
Exons: 16
Coding region: 346-2418 (690 amino acids)
Cellular component (GO): membrane; Golgi membrane; Golgi apparatus
Source: RefSeq, a predicted model, not a curated record